GGCCGUGUUUUGCGAUCUUUUCCGUCGUCGUUUCUCGUUCACCAAAAUUGCGACUUUACCAAACAAAAGUAAUUAAAUGACGAGUUUCUUCGUCACGCGAACAAGACUUAUCGCAAGUAAAGAAACUCUGAAGACGAGACAAAAUUUGUUUUAGACAAAUCCCUCGAUAAGACGACUGCUCUAUUGAGAAUACACACGGAGGUUUAUUAUGUCUUCGUUUUCUUGGAGCUUUCUCAAGACAAUUGAGCGCCCGACCGAUCGAUAACCUCUUAAAAUACACACCGUAUUUUACGACACCGAGUUAUUCUCUGUCCUAAAAUGCGACUGUCAAUGUCAGCCCUGCUAUUGGUGGCUGUGUGCCUUGCAUGUUCAGUCAUCAUCGGCAAAAUCUCAAGUGUCAUCAACGUGGAUGUUGCUGAGGGAGAAAUUUCUUCCAAUCCCCAGAGUGACGACGAUAAACAUGCAUCCAGAAGGUUAAAAUAUCAGGAUGAUCACUUGCCGGGAAACAGAAUUCCCGGAGAGUUUGCAGACAACCUGUUUUGGUUCCUGCAAAUUUCUGACUUACACAUAAGUGUUUUCCACGACAUUUCGAGAGUGAGCGACCUGAGAGAAUUUUGCAGAACCACCAUCGAUACCAUUAAACCAAAAAUUGUCCUUGCAUCAGGUGAUCUGACUGAUGCUAAGAUGCUCGACAACAUGGGCUCUCGGCAGUAUAUCGAAGAGUGGCAAACUUACAAAUCUAUUUUAGAGGAGUCCAGAGUGCAGCAGAAAACACUGUGGCUAGACGUUCGAGGAAAUCACGAUAAUUUCAACGUUCCUGGCUUGCACAGCUCGGAAAACUUUUACCGCAACUUUUCAGUGCAGGGAACAAAGCACUUGCGUUCGUACAUGAUCCAAGUGAGGCAUGAUUCAGACGUGUACUCGUUUGUUGCGGUUGACGCCUGCCUCGACCCAGGCCCAAAGCGGCCGUUUAAUUUUAUCGGCGUGGUUGGUCUGAAGGAGUACGAGCAGCUGAAGGAAUUUGAUCACCAAGCUAACUCCGAGAGCAAUUUCACCAUCUGGUUUGGCCACUAUCCCACUUCAUGCAUUUUGUCACCCUCUCCAGGGAUGAGACCCUUGAUUGGUAGCUCCGGGGUCGCUUACCUGUGUGGCCACCUCCAUCAACUCGGAGGAAUCGUGCCAAAUAUGUAUACCUUGCAGAAGAGCGGCAAUCUGGAAUUAGAACUUGGAGAUUGGAAGGAUAACAGGAUGUUCCGGCUGCUAGCGUUUGACCAUGGCUUGUUUUCAUUUGUUGACGUCCUCCACGGCGAUUGGCCAGUCGUCCUGCCCACCAACCCCAAGCAUGCCCUGUUUAUGGUGCCAGGCAAAGAAUCGACAACAAGCAUGCUCAACUCGAGCCACAUCAGGGUGCUUGCUUUUUCUACGGCAGCUAUAAAGAUGGUCCGGGUGCGAAUAAACAAUGGCGAAUGGGGUGUUUGCAAGAAUGUCAACGGUUCACUUUACGUUUUUAAGUGGAAUGCCACCAGAUUUAAGAAAGGAAUACAUCACUUGACAGUGGAAGUUGAGGAUGAAUUGGGCCGGAGCAAAACUGUGGUUCAGCCAUUUUCUCUUGACGGCACAAGACUAGCCUUCAGUGUUUUGCCAAGAAUUGCUCUGAUGGUCAAUAUCAGUGUUGUUUUCCAGUGCAUGUUUGGAGGAAUGCUAAUUUUGUGCAUUGUGCCGAUGUGCUUAACCAGAUUCAUGCACAAACUUGUAAAGAACAAGAAAAUGCGUCGACCUCGCCUGGGUGUUGGUUUUCUGCAAGAUUGGCUGCGAAAGAUUUGGAUCCUCUCCACUGUCGACAGAAUUUUCUUUCCUCUCACAAUUUAUGCUCUUUACUUGACAAUAGGCCCUUGGUCAAUUGGCGAGGUGAUUGAAAAUCACACUGGUAUCAUUUUUGCCUGGGGAAUGGUAAUCAAUGGAUCCUACUUGCCUGGAUCCUUGACUUACGCCUAUGGAUUCAUUCAACUGUUUACAUACCAUUUUCCUCUGACACUCUAUUUGGCUCACACAGCGGACAAGAGGUUCCAAAUGCUUUAUGUUUUUGACAAUUGCUCCAUGCUUGGUUACCUGUACCGUCAUUUGCCGUUCAUCUUCAUCGUAGCUGUCCAGAUGGCCUAUGCUUAUUUCUUCUGGCUUGCUUACGGCACUCUAGCCUUUGUGCUCGGACCUUUGCGCACCUGGUCUGUUAUUUUGGGCAUUUUUCUUUGGUUCCAAGCAAUAUCUCUUCAGGAAAAAUGCUUAAGUGAUGCAAGUCUUGUCUGGAUAAGCAAAUCUGCAGGCGGUCGUCUUUCUGUUGCCAAAGAAGAUCAAGAAGAGCAGAAAAUGGUCACCUCAGCUGCUUGAAAAAUGUCCAAAGUAAGUUGGCUUUGCUUAUUAUUGUAGCUCAAUUAUACUUUUUAUUCAAAAAUUUUAAUUGUGUAUUCUGAGCGCCGCGUGCGUUUAUAGUUCUAUUAUACACACAAUGUGACAGAUGUUGCUGGCAAUAUCUAUUUUAUUCCAUUGCUAGCGUGAUUUCUUUAGCAAUUAAUCCGUCUGCUUUGAUGUAAAAAAAAAAUGAGCUUUUGAAUGUGCUGGGCAUACCAAUUUAUUUGAUUAUUGUUAAUUGACACUAAGUUUUGCACACAAUCCUACGACUGAAUUAACUUGGCCAGAUAUAUACAUUCUAUGGCUUAAUCUAUUGAUUAUAAUUUUUAAAGCACCCAGUGUUACAAAAUUUGAUAAAUAAUCAAUGCAUCAAAACUGUGAUUGUCAAAGUGUUAACAACGCUAAAUUCUAAUUCAACAUUAUUAUGUAGUUAUAAAAGUAUCUUAUCAAUGUUGAGCAAUACUUUUUAGCUCGUACAUUUUUCCACUCGAAAAUCAAAAUAUUCAGUCCCUCCUUCUACACACUUCACAGCACCAAAUUUAAGGUCUUAAUCACUAGCCAAUGUAUUAUAUCCUAUAAUAUUUUCCUAUUCUCCUUUGCAAGUUUCAACUCUCUAAUUAUGCUUUAAAACAACUAAAUGUGCCCACUUCCUAGUCAUUCCUAUGCUACAGCCGCUACUUUGCCUAUUUCCUUGGCAAUUUUUCUUUUCUAAAGCUCUGUGAUGCAAGAUCUUCUAAAGAAGUAGAGAACUUAAAACAUAUACGCAAAUUUAGAAGUUACGUGUUUAGUGAGAAGUUGUGAUUUAUAAGCAUUUUGUGAAUAUAUUACUUUAAAAUAUGUAAAAUAAUUGUUAUAACUUCAAUGUUGAGAGCAAUAAAGCAAAAAUUAGCUCAUUGUAAAAUUUC
Molecule: messenger RNA, 3311 nt
Organism: Neocloeon triangulifer
Lineage: Eukaryota; Metazoa; Arthropoda; Insecta; Ephemeroptera; Baetidae
Product: transmembrane protein 62-like
Exons: 13
Coding region: 319-2385 (688 amino acids)
Molecular function (GO): hydrolase activity
Source: RefSeq, a predicted model, not a curated record